Molecule: messenger RNA, 2733 nt
Organism: Ruditapes philippinarum (Manila clam)
Lineage: Eukaryota; Metazoa; Mollusca; Bivalvia; Venerida; Veneridae
Product: atrial natriuretic peptide receptor 2-like
Exons: 21
Coding region: 1-2523 (840 amino acids)
Biological process (GO): receptor guanylyl cyclase signaling pathway; cGMP biosynthetic process; intracellular signal transduction
Molecular function (GO): protein kinase activity; ATP binding; guanylate cyclase activity
Source: RefSeq, a predicted model, not a curated record
AUGGUUCCAUUUUCUUCAUACAAAAAGAGUGCGUUUGUGUACAAUGCGUCUACGUCAGUGGCAGCGUUAGCUCUAGGAAUAGAAACCGUUUAUAACCAAUCUAUUUUACCUGGUUAUGUGUUCAAUGUAACCCCAAUAGACACUAAAUGUGAGAGUACUGCAAGUAUUGGUUCUCUUGUUGAUGUUUUGAUGCAACAAAAAAUAGAUGUCGUUAUUGGACUUCCUUGUUCGAAAUUUAUAAUUCUUGUGGUACCCCGUAAAGAAUUGAGAAAGUAUAUGCUACGAGCUCAUAGUUUGGGGAUGACAAGAGGAGAUUACAAGUUUAUAUUUGUUGAUACAAUGGCUGAAGACAAAGCCUUUCUAAAUGGUGAUUCGAUAUGGAACACCGGUGAUGAUUCCGAUUCUGAAGCCCUAAAAGCGUUUCAAAGUGUUAUUUACAUUGUAGGCAGGAUGGAAUUUCAGAAUAUAUCAAUUUGGGGAACAGCAGCAUUGGAGGCUUAUAGUCGUGUUUUUUCUGAUAGCGCUGGUAUUCCUGCACCAACUUACCCCGAUCGUUUCUCUGGUCUUCUACAUGACGCUUUUGUUAUGUAUGCAAAAGCAUUGAAUAAGUCACUUGAGGCCGGCAAUAACGUAUCUGUGAUGGAAACGGCAAAGACAGUUAUCUUCACAGUUUCGCCUAUUGUGUUGUUUAUAUUGAUGUUGAAGUUUAAAUUAUGGAAAAGGGAGCGAGAUCUUUUGAAAAUGACUUGGAAAAUUGAAUACGGCGAUUUAAACUUUGAUAACAGAUCGAGGAAGAUGCACUCAUCUGAGGACUUUGAUAACCAGUGUGGUAGCAAUAUAAACCAGUCAAGGGAUUUAAAGAGUCGGACGUCAAGUGUUCAAUCUGGUAAAAGUUCCGUCGGUUUUAGACAAGUGUUCACUAACGUUGCAAUAUUUCAAGGGGAAAUAGUUGCAGUGAAAUAUAGUUCUUUGAAGAAAGUUCGUGAAGAUAGGGAUUUCUUAUUGCAAAUGAAAUGUUUAAAGGAAAUAAAACAUGACAAUCUUGUUAUGUUUAUCGGUGUUUGUUUGUCUUCGGAGAAAGUAUGUUCAGUCUGGGAAUACUGUAAAAAAGGAAGUAUACAGGACAUUAUAGGAAAUGAAAGUAUUCGACUCGAUGCCAUGUUUAAACUUUCUAUUGCAGUUGAUGUGUGUAAGGGAUUAGACUAUAUCCACAACAACAAAAUAAUACGCUGCCAUGGUAAUUUGAGAAGCUCGAACUGUGUUGUAGAUAGCCGAUGGGUUUGUAAAUUGACACAUUUUGGUAUUGAGAGACUUACACCAGCUCCGGAAACUCAACAAUCGAUUGGAGAACAUGCUUUUUAUACAAAAUUGUUCUGGACUGCACCUGAAAUUUUACGCAAGAUAUUCCUAAAGAAAGAAAUUGAGAAGACACCCCAAUCUGACGUUUAUUCUCUUGGUGUGAUUUUGAUGGAGUUGGUUUGUAGAAGUGAACCAUAUAGUUCACACCAAGAUCUCAGUCCAAAAGAAAUUAUUCUUAAAGUUGCACGGUCAAGUACUGGAAACAACAUAUUUAGACCAAUCGUCUCGGACAAUAUGCUGGACCUUGAAUGUAGUGGAAUAGGAAUUAUUCGUUUAAUAGAGAAUUGCUGGACUGAAAACCCAAAUUCAAGACCAAGUGCAAAGAAUGUUCUCAAAAAACUUUUAAAGAUAAGCCCAUUUAAGAAGCUUUGCUUUGUUGAUAAUAUGAUUUUAAUGAUGGAAAAAUAUACAAACGAUCUGGAAACUAUUGUCUGUGAGAGAACACAGCAGCUUGAGGAAGAAAAAAUAAAGACCGAAACACUUCUCUAUAGGAUGCUGCCAAGAAAAAUUGCCAAUGAUUUAAAGUUGGGAAAUACUGUACAAGCUGAAGCAUACGAGUCGGUGACAAUUUAUUUCUCUGAUAUAGUGCAAUUUACAAACAUUGCUAGUGAAAGUACGCCGUUACAGAUUGUAUGCUUAUUGAAUGAAUUAUACUCCUUAUUCGAUGAAAUAAUCAGCAGCUAUGACGUCUAUAAGGUGGAAACCAUAGGCGAUGCAUAUAUGGUCGUGAGUGGUCUUCCGGAAGAAAAUGAUAAUGAACAUGUCAAGGAAAUUGCCAGAGUAUCAAUCAAGAUACUUGCUGGUGUUCUUACAUUUAGGAUCCCACAUAGAACACAAGAGCAGCUAAGGAUAAGAAUAGGAUUGCACACUGGUCCGGUUGUAGCAGGGGUUGUGGGCCUUACUAUGCCAAGGUAUUGCUUAUUUGGUGAUACGGUCAACACUGCCUCAAGAAUGGAAUCAAAUGGAGAACCAUUGAGGAUUCACAUCAGUCCUGAGACUAAAGAGGCUUUGAGUUGCUUUCCGAACUUUUUAGUAGAGGAAAGAGGAGUUGUUCCUAUAAAAGGAAAAGGACUCAUGUGUACUUACUGGCUAAAUGGUGAACUUGAAGAACACGCUUGUAAAGAAACCGACUCAGCUAGACUAACAAAUGACAAAUUGUGUUAAAAGAUGGGUGUGCUUUAUUUAGGCGAAAUAAACAAUACUUAAGCAUUUGGAAGUAGACAUAUGUAUAUGAAAUUGAAAUGCUAUCUUCAUUUUGUUUAUGUAUAUUGUAAUUUUGUAGUUUUAUUUAAAGUAUUUCAAUUCUAUUUUAUGAAACUAUAUACAAUUAAAGGGAUUCCACCGAGGUUUUUUGACAUGCCGGGCCCGGGAAUA